Messenger RNA from Cotesia congregata, 1004 nucleotides. The record is from the annotation of a GenBank genome assembly. NCBI's taxonomy places the organism in Eukaryota, Metazoa, Arthropoda, Insecta, Hymenoptera, Braconidae.
AUGUAUAAAGAGCUUUCAAAUGUUGAAGAACAUAUCAGUAAAUCUCCAAAGGAUACUUUGACACCCUAUAAAAUAGCUGUAAUUCUGUUAAUAAAAUGUUAUUGUUCUACAAACAUCAAAACUAUUCGCGAACGUCGUGACUUUUGUGUCAUCAUUUUAAAAUUGAUUCAGACACCAGACAUGGAAAUGGAUACACUGUUGACUGAACUUCAUUCACCAAAUCAUAUUCUUCAAUGUUUUGCUAAAGAAUUAGAAUCAGAAUGUUUACACAUGUGUAACACUGGAAUUGAAGGACUAUCAGAACUAUUUGAUGUUUUAACCAGAUUCAUGAAAUCAUCAAUGGAUCAUUCCCUCUCUUCUCAUUUACUUUGCAGGAAUUCAGUAUUAGGACUUUAUGUCCGAAGAAUUAUUGUAUUUUUUGAACAGUUAUCUUUUUCUGAUGUAGCUCAACUUUACGAUGCAUUUGUCAGAAAUUUCAAUCGAAGUGCUGUGGUUGUCGCAAACUGGAAAAGUGAUAAAAUUACAGGAAACAUCGUAAAAAGAAAUAAAAACAAUACAUGGGAUGGACGACGAGCUGAAUUGUUAGUUGCUCAACAAGCUCACAUCUUGCAGACUAAUGAAUACAAAGCGAUGCUACCAUCAAAAUUGCAAACUAUUGUUCGAGAACUUUUAAAUUAUAAUUCAUAUUAUGCAGAAGUAGUAAGUUCAAAGAUUUGUGAUAUAUUACCAACACUAAAAAAAAAAUAACUUGAAUCAAGAGAAACAUUUUUGAACCAAGAAUAAUUUUAAAAAGUUUCAUUUUCUUCAAUCAAGACGAAAAAUUCUUGAAUCAAGUAAAAUUUACUUGAACCAAGAAAAACUUUUUAGUUUAAGAAUUUUUCUACUCAAAUUAAGAAGACGAAGUUUUUCAAAAUUAUUUAUUUGAUACAAGUUAAUUUUUUUUUUCUGUUUAUAUGAGAUUAAAAAAUUUUCCCAAAAUUUUCAAAAUCAAAUCUAAUAAUAAA